AGAGGUACUGACAUAAAUGCCCUCAAUGAAAUGCACUAUACACCUUUGCUUGUGGCAUGUGAAAUGGGGAAAUCAGAGUCAGCCAAAGUUCUUGUAGACAUGGGGGCCAGCUUGAAGGCCAAGACCCCAGACUCAAACAGUGCUUUGCACCUGGCAGUCCAAGCUGGAGCCUCUUCCAUCACAAAGAUGCUUCUAGGCAAAGGAAUGAAUGUUAACUUGGCAGGUCAAGGAAAUAAAACACCCCUCCAUGUUGCUGCGUUACACAAUAAGGGAACACUAGUUGGUCUAUUGAUUGAUGCAGGGGCUGACACUAAUGCAGUCACUAAAGAGCUACUCACUCCAUUGCACAUGGCAAGUCAUAAGGGCCAUGUUGACAUUGCCCAAAAGUUACUGCACUACAAGGCCAAUGUUAAUCUUAAGGACAAGUGGUCAAAGACACCUCUGCAUCUUUCUGCUGAAACAGGAAAUCCUGCUAUGGCGGAACUGCUUCUCAAUUCUGGCGCUGACCCCAAUGCAGUAGAUAAAGAGAAGAAGACCCCACUUCACCUUGCAGCCAUGGGAAACCAUCUUAACACAGUGAAAGCUUUGUUAGGUAAGAAUGGAAGAUUUGGUGCCAAGGACAUGGAUGGCUGUACACCAAUGCACUAUGCAGCCAUUAAUGGGAGUACAGAGAUAGUAAAAAUUCUUUUGGUGGCAGGGAAAAAUAAAAACAUUGAUGACAGAAACAUCUGGAGAAAGACCCCACUGCAUCUGGCAGCAGAACAUGGACACAGCAACUUAAUACUGCUCUUGCUGAGCAAUGGGUCUGCUAUUAAUGCUUUGGACAACAAUAAAGACACACCACUGCAUUGUGCUUGUAAAGCUGGUCAUUUUGACUGUGUAAGUAUACUGGUCCACCACUCUGUGGGGGAGAAAGCAAACCUACAGGCCACAAAUAGCCUGAAAAAGACCCCACUACAAGUAGCAGAAUCUAACUCAAUGGAAAACCAAGCUGAGAUUGUUACACUUUUGAAAAAGAAGAUGUUCUUGAUCAAAUAA
This is a messenger RNA of Eublepharis macularius, 1038 nucleotides long. RefSeq names its product CARD- and ANK-domain containing inflammasome adapter protein-like. The record is from RefSeq and is a predicted model, not a curated record. The transcript has a single exon. The coding region runs from base 31 to 1038 and encodes 335 amino acids. Gene Ontology annotation, molecular function: protein binding. Lineage: Eukaryota; Metazoa; Chordata; Lepidosauria; Squamata; Eublepharidae.